Arctia plantaginis is the source of this 291-nucleotide messenger RNA. NCBI's taxonomy places the organism in Eukaryota, Metazoa, Arthropoda, Insecta, Lepidoptera, Erebidae. The record is from the annotation of a GenBank genome assembly.
AUGCUGCCAAUUGAAGUAUUAGCCGAAGAACGGAAAGCCAAAGGUAAAGUAACGACCACACUGAGCCCUGGAGAACUUGGCAAGGAGGAACGGCUAAACAGCAUACGACGAUGGCAAUCGAAGUGGGAUACCAGUACAAAAGGCAGAUGGACCUACCGUCUUAUUUCACAAGUUGAUGUCUGGGUAAACCGUAAUCAUGGUGGGGUCAAUUACUACCUGACACAAAUGAUCUCAGGAUAUGGGUGCUAUCGGGCAUACCUCUAUAAAUAUAAGUGCUUAGGCGACGGAUAA